Hibiscus syriacus is the source of this 2237-nucleotide messenger RNA. Its product is annotated as CBS domain-containing protein CBSCBSPB5-like. The transcript is spliced from 15 exons. Bases 391 to 2001 code for a protein of 536 amino acids. Gene Ontology annotation, molecular function: protein binding. The record is from RefSeq and is a predicted model, not a curated record. Lineage: Eukaryota; Viridiplantae; Streptophyta; Magnoliopsida; Malvales; Malvaceae.
AGAAUCUGGUUGGUUUUUUAUUCCUCCAAUUUUCACACUCUUUCCCAUUUCGUGCCGUUUUGGUCUCGAUCCUUUGUUUUCUCUCGUCUUUCCGGUCGGUGUAUUUUCCGGGAAAAUCCAAAUUUUCCCGACGGCAUUCCCGACCGGCGAUUGUUCCUUCUUUUCUUUUCUUUAUCACUUCAAAAUCUUAAAAUUCGAAACAUUUCCGGCGUUUUGGCCUUUGAAGCCUAGAGUCUUCCUUUUUGUCCAGAUCGCUUGAUUUUCCCGCUAAACCUCUUCUCAAUUCCCGAAUUAAUAAAAUCGAGCUCUAAUUUUUUUAAGCAAUAACACUGCAAUCUCUGGAUUCGAAAUAGGAUUCAGAACAAGUUUCUGAUUCAGCAGGGAUUAGAUAUGGAAAGUCAGAGCGGUUCAUCGAGGCGAAGUUCAUCAUUGGCAAACGUGUCGUCGACAAGGAAAAAUUUACCGGAGAAUGGAGGUUCCGACUCUAGUCGAAAACUCGUACCAUCUUCUCGUCCUAUGGGACUAGCUGGAGAGCGUACUGUGAAGAGGUUGCGGCUUUCAAAGGCCCUGACUGUACCUGAUAGUACAAGCAUUUAUGAAGCUUGCCGUAGGAUGGCUGCUCGUAGGGUUGAUGCUUUAUUGCUUACUGACUCUAAUGCAUUACUUUGCGGGAUCCUCACAGACAAGGACAUAGCAACAAGAGUGAUAGCCCGGGAGCUUAAUCUGGAGGAGACACCAGUUUCAAAAGUAAUGACCAAGAACCCUGUAUUUGUUCUUUCUGAUACUCUUGCAGUGGAGGCACUUCAGAAGAUGGUGCAAGGAAAGUUUAGACACUUGCCUGUUGUAGAAAAUGGGGAAGUCAUUGCUUUGCUUGAUAUAGCUAAGUGUUUGUAUGAUGCUAUUGCUCGAAUGGAAAGGGCUGCUGAAAAGGGAAAAGCUAUUGCUGCUGCAGUUGAAGGAGUAGAAAAAAAUUGGGGAACGUCUCUCUCUGGUCACAGCACAUUCAUUGAGACACUUCGUGAGCAAAUGUUCAGGCCCUCACUGUCUACGAUUAUCACAGAAAAUCAAAAGAUUGUAACAGUUUCACCAGAUGACUCAGUUUUAGUGGCUGCAAAAAAGAUGCUUGAAUCUCGAGUAAACUCUGCAGUUGUGACGGUUGAAAACAAACCACGAGGGAUUCUAACUUCGAAGGAUAUAUUGAUGCGGGUAAUAGCACAAAAUCUGCCUCCUGAGGCUACUUUUGUGGAGAAGGUCAUGACUCCUAACCCAGAAUGUGCAAUAGUUGACACGCCAAUUGUUGAUGCUUUGCAUACCAUGCAUGAUGGAAAAUUUUUACAUCUCCCUGUUGUAGAUAGAGAUGGAGAGAUAGUUGCUGUUUUUGAUGUAAUCCAUAUUACUCAUGCUGCUAUUGCCACUUUAAGUCAAGUUGGGAGUACCUCUGGAGUCAACAAUGAGGCUGGCACAACAAUGAUGCAGAAGUUUUGGGAUUCUGCAAUGGCCUUACCUCCCAAUGAAGAGGAUGUUGAGAGUCGAAGUGAUGGAGUAGAGACAGGGAGAUCUCUUUCCUAUCCGUUUUCCAAUAUUCCAAAUACAUUUGGCUUCAAAAUACAAGAUAAAAGGGGCCGAAUGCAUAGAUUUACUUGUGAUACACGGAGUUUAACAGAUCUAAUAACAGCAAUCCUCAAUAGGCUGGAGGAUGACAUUGAUAGAAACAAUGUGCCUCAAAUAUUGUAUGAAGAUGAAGACCAUGACAAAGUUGUGUUGGCAUCCGACACUGAUCUUUCAGAGGCUGUUGAGCAUGCAAAGUUAGCUGGUUGGAAGUGCUUGAGAUUGCAUCUAGAUUAUUCAGGAACAAAAAUUCAUCGAAGGAGUUCUGGUUCGGGAAGCCUAGAUUAUGCUAACGCCGAUGCAUGGUCUGCUGCAUACAGCGCUGUUGCAGCCGGGGCUGCAGUUGCUGCUGGGAUCGGCUUAUUAGCAUACUUGAAGAGAUCCGGGAAUUAGCACCGGUAGAAACUUUUCCCAUUUGUAACUCACAAAUUUCAAGAGGAAAUGUAACAACUUUCCCUUAGAUAAAUGGUGCUUGAUUUCAAUUCUUUUUCGGAUCGAAUCGAGAAAUAAUCUUUUUUCUCAGGUUUCUGCUUGCCACAGCUUAGAAUGUUGAGCUAUGGUUGUUUCUCCAUUAUUUUUAUCACUGAAACUUAAUGAAUGGAAUAUAUAAUAAACAGUACCAUUAAAUG